AGUCAGGUCGAGUGGUUGCGGCAACUGAAGGCAGUCGUCGAAGUUAUUCGUUGUGAGUUUCUUCUGAAUUUUCUGGCGAUUUUGCAAUCUUUCUGCCGUUGAUUUUCAAGAAGGCGGGUUUUUGAUAAGCGAAGAUGAAAACAUUGUGGAUUUUGACUCUCGUUUGCUUGGCCAUUUUCGUGGUGGACGCGAAAAAGGACAGAGGUCAAAAACUGAAAAAAUGGGAACGCUGGAAUCACAUCAAGAAAGCCAUUCCGGGACAGCAUGAUGCCCAUAAAAGCUGCAGAAUGCUCCCAGCGCGUCUUUUGGAUUGGUUCCACAUUCUUCGUUCUGUACAUCAGAAGGAACAGUGGAAGCUUAGUGGUUUUGAGCUGCCUAAGCUUGGAGAGGUUCUACCGCACUUGAAGAUAAAGGAAGCAAAAAUGCCUUUCCCUUCAGGAUCAGACAAAACAGAUUGCCGUGAACCAAUACACUCUGUGUUCAACUAUGUGUUGGAUCAAAAUGCUGAUGGUGUUUUGGAUGAAGCUGAGCUGGCAGACAUUUAUGAGAUUGGAACAGAGCCUUGCAUAAAAUCAUUCUUUAAGGAUUGUGCCAAAGGAAGAGAGACUUUCACAGAAGCUGAUUUUUGUUCUUGUUUUACCACAGCUGAACCGCCAUGCCUACACAAAUUGCGCAAAAUCCCAUCCAUACUGUUGAGAGGAGAGUCCCGGCCACUCCCUGGCAUUUACACUCCAUCCUGUGAUGAAGAUGGAUUCUACCUCCCCCGUCAAUGCAAAGUUACCGACAGAAGUGGUAAUAAGGAAUGCUGGUGUGUGGACAGAAAUGGAAGCAAGAUUGAAGGACUGACAGAGUGUGUGGACAACACAGAGCCUCCUAAGGAAGAAGAAGUAGAAGAGGAAGCUGUUGUGAAUCCAUCAAAGUAGAUAAAUUUGAGAGACGUUCCUUCUCCAGCAGCUACUGGUGCAUUGAUUAAAUAGCCACUAGUGACAACUGCUAAAAAUAUUGUAACUUUAAUAAAGAUAAACAUACUGAAUAUUAUAGGUUUGUGUUGAAUAGUUAGAAAGAAAUGAAACUUUUCAAGACUAAGUCAAUCCUGUAGUUAAUAAGUAUCUUAUUCUUUCACGCUCAAUCUUGCUUAAAUAACAGCUAAAUCAAGUGAAUUGUUUUGGCUAGUAAGGGAAUGUGUAGGGAAUUUUUGUGCUUAAGAUGAAUUGAAAUAAAGUAAACAAAAAUAAGA
Orbicella faveolata is the source of this 1237-nucleotide messenger RNA. Its product is annotated as testican-2-like. Gene Ontology annotation, biological process: anatomical structure development. Gene Ontology annotation, molecular function: calcium ion binding; extracellular matrix binding; collagen binding. Lineage: Eukaryota; Metazoa; Cnidaria; Anthozoa; Scleractinia; Merulinidae. The record is from RefSeq and is a predicted model, not a curated record.